Echinops telfairi (small Madagascar hedgehog) is the source of this 2878-nucleotide messenger RNA. RefSeq names its product solute carrier family 23 member 1 (gene SLC23A1). The transcript has 14 exons. Gene Ontology annotation, molecular function: transmembrane transporter activity. NCBI's taxonomy places the organism in Eukaryota, Metazoa, Chordata, Mammalia, Afrosoricida, Tenrecidae. Bases 130 to 1953 code for a protein of 607 amino acids. Gene Ontology annotation, cellular component: membrane. Gene Ontology annotation, biological process: transmembrane transport. The record is from RefSeq and is a predicted model, not a curated record.
UCCUCUUGGCCUUCUCUCUCUCUGGUCACUGCCUCCCCCGACCCCUUCCUUAACUUAGGAGGACCCCUGGCUAGACUGCCCAGGCUCCAACUACUCCAAGAGCCAACACUUCGGGCUCCCUACCUCUUCAUGAAGCACGGGAAGGGGAAGCCAAGUGAAGCAAGACUGAGUGACAGCUGGCAUGACUCUGUGCACUCAGCAGUCCCCAGGCCCCCGCUGGCGACCCUGACCACAGAGCCCAAGUUUGACAUGCUGUACAAGAUUGAGGACGCCCCACCUUGGUACCUGUGCAUCCUGCUGGGCUUCCAGCAUUACCUGACGUGUUUCAGCGGCACCAUCGCGGUGCCCUUCCUCCUGGCAGAGGCGCUGUGCGUGGGCCGAGACCAGCAUAUGGUUAGCCAACUCAUUGGCACCAUCUUCACAUGUGUGGGCAUCACCACCCUCAUCCAGACCACAUUGGGCAUCCGGCUGCCACUGUUCCAAGCCAGUGCUUUUGCAUUUCUGAUCCCAGCCAAGUCCAUCUUAGCCCUGGAGAGAUGGAAAUGCCCUCCCGAAGAGGAGAUCUAUGGUAACUGGAGUUUGCCUCUGAACACCUCUCAUAUCUGGCACCCACGUAUACGAGAGGUCCAGGGUGCAAUCAUGGUGUCCAGCAUGAUAGAGGUGGUAAUUGGGCUGAUGGGGCUGCCUGGGGCCCUGCUCAGCUACAUUGGGCCUCUCACAGUCACCCCCACCGUCUCCCUCAUUGGUCUCUCUGUCUUCCAAGCUGCUGGCGACCGAGCUGGCUCCCACUGGGGCAUCUCAGCUUGCUCCAUUCUUCUGAUCGUCCUCUUCUCCCAGUACCUGCGCAACCUCACCUUCCUGCUGCCUGUGUACCGCUGGGGCAAAGGCCUUAGUCUCUUCCGCAUCCAGAUCUUCAAGAUGUUUCCCAUUGUCCUGGCCAUCAUGACCGUGUGGCUGCUCUGCUAUGUCCUGACGCUGACAGAUGUGCUGCCCACAGACCCAUCAGCCUAUGGCUACCAGGCACGGACGGACGCCCGUGGGGACAUCAUGGCAAUUGCACCUUGGAUCCGCAUCCCCUACCCAUGUCAGUGGGGACUGCCCACAGUGACUGCAGCUGCUGUCCUGGGCAUGUUCAGUGCUACCCUGGCAGGCAUCAUUGAGUCCAUUGGCGAUUACUAUGCUUGUGCCCGCCUGGCUGGUGCACCACCCCCUCCAGUACAUGCUAUCAACAGGGGCAUCUUCACUGAAGGCAUCUGCUGCAUUAUUGCCGGCCUGUUGGGUACCGGUAACGGCUCCACUUCGUCCAGCCCAAACAUUGGUGUUCUGGGGAUCACCAAGGUGGGCAGUAGGCGUGUGGUGCAGUAUGGCGCAGGCAUCAUGCUGAUCCUGGGCACCAUUGGCAAGUUCACGGCCCUGUUUGCUUCGCUUCCCGACCCCAUUUUGGGGGGCAUGUUCUGUACUCUGUUUGGGAUGAUUACGGCCGUGGGACUGUCCAACCUGCAGUUCGUGGACAUGAACUCCUCUCGGAACCUCUUUGUGUUGGGCUUUUCCAUGUUCUUCGGGCUCACAUUGCCCAAUUACCUGGAGUCCAACCCCGGCGCCAUCAACACAGGCAUCCCCGAAGUGGACCAGAUUCUGACUGUGCUGCUGACCACAGAGAUGUUUGUGGGCGGGUGCCUCGCUUUCAUUCUGGAUAACACAGUGCCAGGGAGCCCAGAGGAACGAGGUCUGAUACAGUGGAAAGCUGGGGCCCAUGCCAACAGUGAGACAUCCGCCAGCCUCAAGAGCUACGACUUCCCUAUUGGCAUGGGCAUGGUUAAAAGGACGGCCUUUUUGAAGUACAUUCCUAUCUGUCCAGUCUUCAAAGGAUUUUCAAAGCCCAAAGCAGAGUUUCCAGUUCCAGAAAACACUCCAACAAAUACAGAAACUGGGUCUGUGUGCACCAAGGUCUAAAAAAUUACUUUCAGGAAAGGUACGGAUGGGCGAGAGUUCUGUGGCUUUUGUGGGAGGGUUGACAAAUUGAGACCCAAAUUACUCGGCUUUCAUCUCGGUGAUCUAUUGAGCAUCCCCAAGAGGAUAUGAACUGGAUCAAGUUUAUAUUGAUUUUGGGUGAGGCUACUUAGCCAUUUUAUAUGAGAAAGAGCAGAAUUCCCCAACUGGUGUGGGCCACAAAGAGGUUACUGGUACACUGAAACAUUGUUCCCUUCAGGGUCCCUUGACAGAAUCUAGGCCAGUUAGAGCUAAUGAGCUAAUAACUCCAGUCACAGGCAGCCUCAUCUUGCACUCCAUGAUGCUGCACAAGCACUGUAUCACGUGGAAGACUGAUGCAGCACAGUCAGAUCUCACUUAAGCCAUCUUUUCAAUGCUGUUGUGUGCCAUCAAGCUGAUUCGGACUCACAGUGAACCUAUGGAAGAGAGCAGAACUGACCGAUAGGGUUUUUCUAGGCGGGAAUCAUGAUGUAAGAUGUCCAGGUCUUUUGUCCCAGAGCUGCUGGUGGGUUUCAACAGUGGAUCUUUCAGUCAGCAGUCAAGCACUGAACCGUUGGGCCGCCCGGGAUUCCUUCCAUUGUGACAACAGGAUGACUACUCUAAUGCCAUGUCAAAGUCCAGUGGGGUAAUUCAUUUGUCCCAAGGGAUUUAAAAUUGAGUAGCUGCUGGUCUGAACUCUCCUGUUGUCUACCUGGAAUACAGAUGCUUGUAUGUAAACAGCAAAGUAUUUUCAAAUGUGCAUGUCCCUGUAAAUAGGAAAAGGUCAAUAAAAAUGACAAGUUUAGUCUUGAGGGGUCAGCUGCUCAUGAGCCAUGUACUGCUCUUUUGGUACAUACAUAUGGCUGUGAAGUAUAACGGAACAUUAAAAUAAAAUUAUCAGUUUACUUUA